GAAUUCAAUUGCACGUAUCGCUUCACCGGUCCCAAGAUUCCUUUUGAUCCCGAUGCCGUUUGGCCGAUGGUUGCCAACCCAAACUUGUCCAUGUAUGUGAACAAUACUCAAGCGUUCACCGCUGCGGUAAAAUUCAACAUAAAUUAUACAGGCCUGUUGACAUCUCUGGACAACGUGUUCAAUGGUCAUGCUGAUCAGAUUCAAGCUGCAAUUGGCCUGAUGGUCCCACUAUUUAACGAACUACAGGAACUGGUUCAAAUUCCUAUUGACAGCCAUGGAGACCAGUACAUGGGUCCAAACGUUGGUCCGACCUAUGAUUUUACACCACAUGAUUGA
Porites evermanni is the source of this 336-nucleotide messenger RNA. The record is from the annotation of a GenBank genome assembly. NCBI's taxonomy places the organism in Eukaryota, Metazoa, Cnidaria, Anthozoa, Scleractinia, Poritidae.